This is a messenger RNA of Dovyalis caffra, 1125 nucleotides long. Lineage: Eukaryota; Viridiplantae; Streptophyta; Magnoliopsida; Malpighiales; Salicaceae. The record is from the annotation of a GenBank genome assembly.
AUGAUGCCUAACAGUCUACAGUCUCCGUCAAGAUUACCAGAAAUGGAUCCUGCAAUCUGGAGCCGUCUACCUGAGGAGCUACUGGAGCAUGUUCUAUCUUUUUUACCCCUAAAAACCUUCUUGAGUUUGAGAUCAACAUGUAAGCAUUUCAAGUCUCUUAUGUUUGCUCCCUCCUUCAUCUCCAAAUACACAACUUCUGGCUCUCCUUUCUCUUCUUUUCUCUUGCUUUCUCACCCUCAAUUUUAUCAGCAGUUCCCUUUGUAUGAUUCUAUUGUUGGCUCCUGGCGCAACUUAGCCUUGUCACUCUCUCUCUUGCUACCUGGUACUGGUUCUAAUGGUUCACCAUCUUGUACUCUUCUUUCGUCAUCUAACGGACUCUUUUGUUUCUCUCUUCCUAGUUCAUGUUCUUUUCUUGUGUGCAAUUUCUUAUCUAAAUCUUCAAGGAUCGUUGAAUUCCCAAGUCACCCUUUUGCUUUUGAGUCAGUUGUUUUCGUGUCAAUGCCGUUUGGGUACAAGAUUUUUGUGCUUUGUUCUAAGUUCUCUUCAAAUUCUGUUUUUGUUUACGAUUCAAAAUUCCAUUCCUGGAAAAAGUUUGAUCGCUUUGAGCCAAUUCUAGGUGACAAUUAUCGUCAAGAAGGUGUUUUCUUUAAGGGGUCCUUGUAUUUUACCACCUCAGAUCCAUUUUUCAUAGUGUGUUUUGAUUUGGAGAGUGGAAAGUGGGAGCGAUUGGACAAUGAAUUACCAGGGGACCUUACAUUUGUUAGGUUGGUGAGUGAUGGUGAAAAGAAGCUGUAUUUGAUUGGUGGGGUUGGGAGAAAUGGGAUUUCAAGAAGCAUGAAAUUGUGGGAAUUGGGUGAUGGAAGGAAUUGGAUUGAAGUUGAAAGAUUGCCUGAAAUGAUGUGUAAAAAGUUUGUUUCAGUUUGUUACCACAACUAUGAGCGUGUUUAUUGCUUUUGGCAUCAGGGGAUGAUUUGUGUUUGCUGCUAUACAUGGCCAGAGAUAUUGUAUUACAAGGUGUCGAGGAGGACUUGGCAUUGGCUCCCUAAAUGCCCUUCAUUGCCUGAGAAGUGGAGCUGUGGCUUCCGGUGGUUUUCUUUUGUUCCAGAGUUGUACGCUUUAGUUUGA